This is a messenger RNA of Gekko japonicus, 1416 nucleotides long. RefSeq names its product hepatocyte nuclear factor 4-beta-like. Lineage: Eukaryota; Metazoa; Chordata; Lepidosauria; Squamata; Gekkonidae. The record is from RefSeq and is a predicted model, not a curated record. Gene Ontology annotation, biological process: anatomical structure development; cell differentiation; positive regulation of transcription by RNA polymerase II. Gene Ontology annotation, molecular function: RNA polymerase II cis-regulatory region sequence-specific DNA binding; nuclear steroid receptor activity; nuclear receptor activity. Gene Ontology annotation, cellular component: nucleus.
AUGAAGCUUUGUCAAUCCCUAAUGGACAUGGAAAUGCCAGAUUACGCCGAGUCGCUCGACUCUUCGUACACCAUGCUGGAGUUCGAAAACCUCCGGGUGCUACCCACAAACUCAUCAGAAGCAAAAGGUAGGUGUGCCCAUCCUGCCGAUUCCCUUACUUCGGAGACAAUCAAUGGCAGCUUGCUCGGGAGCGAGAUUAGCUCGCUGUGCGCCAUCUGUGGAGACCGCGCCACUGGGAAGCAUUACGGGGCUUCCAGCUGCGACGGCUGCAAAGGGUUCUUCCGAAGGAGUGUCCGUAAGAAUCACAUCUAUUCGUGCAGGUUCAGCCGACAGUGCGUGAUAGACAAGGACAAAAGGAAUCAGUGUCGUUACUGCCGGCUAAAGAAAUGCUUCCGGGCAGGAAUGAAGAAAGAAGCUGUGCAGAACGAGCGCGACAGGAUCAGCAUCCGCCGAAGCAGCUACGAAGACAACGGGGCUUUGUCUAUCACGGUGUUGACCCAAGCGGAGGCAAUGGCCCAGCAGUAUUCGGCGCUCCGUCCAGUGCACAGUGCCGAUAUCGCCAUGAAGAAGAUCGCAACUAUCAACGACGUCUGCGAAUCGAUGAAGCAGCAGCUCUUGAUCCUCGUCGAAUGGGCGAAAUACAUCCCAGCAUUCUGUGAGCUUCCACUGGACGACCAGGUCGCCUUGCUGAGAGCCCAUGCAGGGGAGCACUUGCUGCUGGGAGUGGCGAAACGUUCUAUACCAUACACUGAUUUUCUACUAUUAGGAAAUGACUUUAUCAUCCCGAUGCAGUGCCCAGAGCUGGAAAUUGCUCGUGUGGCCAUUCGGAUCCUGGACGAACUGGUGAAGCCCUUGCGAGAAAUUCAGAUUGAUGAAAACGAAUACGCAUGCCUCAAAGCUAUUAUAUUCUUUGAUCCAGAUUGCAAAGGCCUCAGCGAGUCCGGGAAGGUGAAGAACAUGCGUUUCCAAGUGCAGGUGAACCUGGAAGAUUACAUCAACGAUCGGCAGUACGAUUCGCGAGGGCGGAAAAACAGCGACAUCCUCCUCCUGCUGCCCCCACUCCAAAGCAUCACCUGGCAGAUGAUCGAGCAGGUCCAGUUCGUCAAGCUCUUUGGGAUGGCGCGGAUCGACAGCUUGCUGCAGGAAAUGCUGCUGGGAGGAACGACCAUAGAGGUCCCACAAUACCAAUCGGGGCCUUCCAGCCUUAACGUUGCGCCUCUUCCAGGUCAUAUCGUGUUACCCAGCAACAUCGGUUCCGUCAUUCACACCAUCUCAGUCCCUUCUCCUGACACAUCCCUUCCUUCUCCUUCCACCAGUACCGGAAGCGAAGAUUACAAGCUAGGCCCAAGCCAUGGCUCUGAGGCAACUCCGACGCUUUUGCCACAGGCAAUUAUACCCAAACAGGAGAUUCUAUAA